Molecule: messenger RNA, 888 nt
Organism: Cynoglossus semilaevis (tongue sole)
Lineage: Eukaryota; Metazoa; Chordata; Actinopteri; Pleuronectiformes; Cynoglossidae
Gene: mrpl43
Product: mitochondrial ribosomal protein L43
Exons: 3
Coding region: 146-610 (154 amino acids)
Biological process (GO): mitochondrial translation
Cellular component (GO): mitochondrial large ribosomal subunit
Molecular function (GO): structural constituent of ribosome
Source: RefSeq, a predicted model, not a curated record
GACGGACAGCUCUGGGUACAUGCCCGUGAAAUCGUCCUCUGUGCAUUUUUUUUUUCUGUUGUCGGGGAUUAAAUGGAUUAUGUUAUUUAGAACUGUCUACUGUUGGGUUAAUUUACUAUCUAUUAAGUUAAAUCUUGUUUAAAAGAUGACUUCAAGGGGGACGCCAAGCCGCUUUCUUAGAAGUGUUCUUCAGAACGGCCUGGCUCGGUAUGUGUGCCAGCUAAAGCGGGUCUCCAUCAUCUUCUCCAAAACCAACCAGGGCUCACUGGGAGCCAGGGACUUCGUUGAAGAAGGAGUAGUGGAUUAUGCCAAGAAGAACCCUGGAACCGUAGUGUAUGUGAGUCCUCAAACCAGCAGGAUACCCAAAAUAGUUGCAGAGUAUUUAAAUGGCAACACCAAGGAAGAAAUCAUCACAAACAAAUCAUCUCAGCAAAUCUCAGAGCUUUUGACCAAACUGACAAAUCAGUCUGGCCAGGACAUCAUUCGUAUUCGCAAUCCCCAACACACAGACAACCCCAGUAUCCAGGGACAGUGGCACCCGUUCACCAACAGGCCCCCCUGCAUUGGCCUCAUUAGACCACAGAAACGGCUGAAUCAAGACCAACCUUGAGAGAUGUUUAUUUGUCUGCUCGGGUCAAGAUCUUCUCAUGUUUGUAGUGGUUUCUGUUUGUGUUUUUCUUGGACAUUUUGCAGAAAUCUCAGUGUUGACCCAACAUUUUCCUCCAUGCUCUUUGGUCUCGUGGUGCCAAGGUUCCGGCCCUGGAAGUCAUGUGACUCUUAAAUAGACUUUCACCAUGUGGUCCUUUAUUAGGAGAUGUUUAUUUUAGAUUCUGUGUAUCUGGUCUGACACAACUUGGGUUGAAAUAAAGAAAUACCCACAAUGUACAG